AUGGAUUCGUACCGGCCAGGCGGCGAGAGUCGUCGCACGCACACCGAUAUCGAUUCUUACCGCCCCGGCAGAAGCGACAACAAUGCCUCAUUGCCCUGGCCGCCCGCCGAUUCAAGCGGUGGAAUGUAUUUUUUCCAGGGCAAUCGCGAUCAAAACAACAGAAACGAAACCUCAGACCGAGCACGACCCAGGAAUACUAAUGCGCGAAAUGAGGCGAUGCGCAGAGAUCAUUAUCGCAGACCUCCCCCGCCUAGGACCGCAGCCAACCGGCCACUGUUCCGACUUAAGCAUGACGAUGCCGAAAAUGCCUCUCUGUUGGAUCCCCACGCAGAAUCUAGGUUCCGCAACCUUGAAGAGAUGACCGACAGUGACGAAGAGGCAAUGGCUCUGUCCGAAGAUGGGGAGCAGGAGAGAAAUACAAAGCGUGCUCGCAUAGAUGAGCCAGACUUCGCCGCGGAGGCUACUGUCCCAAAAUGGUCAAAUCCGGAUCCUUAUACCUCUCUUCCUCCGCUAGCUGCAGGGGAGACUACUGCGAAGCGCACCGACGUCCUUAGACUCAUACGGAAGGCGCGGAUUGAUUCUUCCCGAAGCCAGACUGCUGCUAGCGCAGAUGACUUCAUCUCCUUCGAUAUGGAUGAAUCUGAUGCUGAAGACUCAGCACCGCUAUCAUUCUCGCCUCCAUCUCCACCAUCCGACGCAGCAAUGCGCGUGGAAACGUCGAAAGAGGACGACGUUCUGCCAGAAGAUAGAGUCCUUGGAAAACGAAAGAGAGGACAGACUGUGGGAAGUCAAAUACCAGGGAAGAGAUCACACAGCAAGGUCUACGGAGACUCAUUGGUGCAAAAGCGGUGGGCAGUUGUCCAAGGCAUAGACUCGGCACCUUGGGUGACUAUGUCUGACGGGAUUGAUAUUCCUGGCAUCGCUCUACACAAGGAAAUCAUCGACUUCUAUAAUUGGGUCAAGCCGAAGGACUACGAGGAGCAAGUUCGGCGGAGUGUCUUCCAACGCCUCAGUGCCGAGCUCCGAAAAUGCAUGCCCGGGGAGCUUAAAGCAUUUGGAUCCUAUGCAGCUGGACUUUAUCUGCCCACAAGUGACAUGGACCUCGUCUAUUUCACGCGUAGCUACAGACCCGGACGGCUUCCAACGCGAGAAGAUGGUCGAAGGCUUUUGCCACACUUCUCUAAAUUUCUUCGAACCAACAACAUUGCAAAGCCUGGAUCACUCGUCGUUAUUAGUGGCGCAAAGGUACCCAUUAUCAAGUUCGUUGAUAGAAUCAGCGGCCUGAAGGUUGACUUGUCUUUCGACAACGAUUCUGGCAUCGUUGCGAUCGACACAUUCCAACAGUGGAAGAAACAAUACCCUGCGAUGCCAGUUAUUGUGGCCAUUGUUAAACAGUUUCUCAUGAUUCGAGGACUUAACGACGUGGCUACAGGUGGCUUGGGUGGGUUCUCUACUAUAUGUCUGGUCACAAGCCUCCUUCAACAUAUGCCGGCGACAAAACGACGUACGAAUCUAGGCGAAGUCCUACUCGAGUUCUUCAAUCUUUACGGUAACGUUUUUGACAAAGAUGCUGUGGCGAUCCGACUUGAUCCUCCUGGAUAUGUCGAUAAGAGUUCUUAUAUGCCCCACGUCUUCAACGAUAAAGAUGGCCGCUUGACCAUUGUCGAUCCAAAUCGCCCAGACAACAAUAUUUCCGGCGGCACACGGUUGAUCGACAACAUAAUAGACUGCUUUUCUGCAGCUCACCAAACCCUCGUGAGCCGACUCAGUGCCUAUGAAGAGCGAAGUUUACAGGGACAGCCCCACAGCUUGUUAGAAUGCCUUAUUGGUGGCAACUUUACCACAUAUGACACUCAAAGACAGACGUUGUUCAAUCUCUCCACAGCUGGUCUUAAUGCGCCAUCCCGGUCCGCUCCUGCGCUACCGAUACUCACCAGCACUAUUGCCAUCGGCAACCGCGAAUCUGCACAAGCCCCGCCUCCUUCAAAGAAAGCCAAAACUAAGCAGACCCGUGCUGGAAAGGAACAGUCCGGCACGAAGCUAGAUGAAGAAUGGGGACUCCAGUUCCUCCAGCGAGAGUUCACAACACCAAAGCAAGAAACUCACUAG
Capronia epimyces CBS 606.96 is the source of this 2109-nucleotide messenger RNA. RefSeq lists its product as uncharacterized. The transcript has 4 exons. Gene Ontology annotation, molecular function: poly(A) RNA polymerase activity; mRNA binding. Lineage: Eukaryota; Fungi; Ascomycota; Eurotiomycetes; Chaetothyriales; Herpotrichiellaceae. The record is from RefSeq and is a predicted model, not a curated record. The coding region runs from base 1 to 2109 and encodes 702 amino acids. Gene Ontology annotation, biological process: RNA 3'-end processing. Gene Ontology annotation, cellular component: TRAMP complex; nucleolus.